This is a messenger RNA of Mytilinidion resinicola, 1341 nucleotides long. Its product is annotated as alpha/beta-hydrolase. The record is from RefSeq and is a predicted model, not a curated record. The transcript has 5 exons. The coding region runs from base 264 to 1109 and encodes 281 amino acids. Lineage: Eukaryota; Fungi; Ascomycota; Dothideomycetes; Mytilinidiales; Mytilinidiaceae. Gene Ontology annotation, molecular function: hydrolase activity.
CGUUUAGGAAGCUUUGGGGAGUUAGGUCAAGCAUAGAUGGUAUGCUAGUUGAGCUGCACAGUGCUAUUACAAAGCCAUACGGGUUGCUUUAUGUAAGUGAUGUUGGAGAUGCGGCCCCUUAGCGGGCUGCAAGGAGGGUUGGUGGCUAUCCAAUGGUCUCUGCGUACUCCACAGCGAGGUGAGUGUCGGGCGCAUCUAUCCUGAUACCCGGUGUGCUUGGGCGCUGGAACAUACGUGUCCAGUUGGGGGCUGAGAGCUCAAAGAUGAUCAUAAAAGGGACCAAAGCAGCGUCACCUCGGUCCCACAUCAUCACUUCGAAUACUAGUCCAUCUCAACCCUCGGAAAACAACCACACCAUGGCUCAACCAGCACACAGCGAAGCAUGCUGCACGAUCCCGCCCGUCUCAGCCGACUAUACGGAGAAGGGCAAGUUCAUUGAGAUCGAUGGACUGAAAACUUAUGCCACUGGGCCCGAAGACGCCUCAAUCGUCAUCAUCCUCAUCUACGACGUCUUCGGCUUCGGGCCUCAGAUCCUCCAGGGCGCCGAUCUCCUCGCCCACCCCUCUAAGCACCCCUAUCGCGUCCUCAUCCCCGACUUCCUCGCCGGGAACCUCGCCAACCCGGCAUGGUUCCCCCCCGACACCCCCGAGAAGCGCACAGCUAUGGGUACUUACUUCGGCCCUCAGGGGCCUGGCAAUGCUGCAACCAUGUUGGCGUCGUUGAUGGGUGUAGUCAAAGCGAUCAAGACGGCCGACACUGUGAACACGCUGGGCGUUGUUGGAUAUUGCUGGGGUGCCAAGAUCGUAUCCCUCUCGUGUGCCGCGGGCACCCCCUUCGCGGCUGGCGUCGAGCUCCACCCCUCCGGCCUUGAUACGGCUGAUGCGCCCAACAUCACCGUUCCGCUCUGCAUGCUAGCGUCUGAGGAUGAAGAUGCGGAUGCUGUGAAGGCGUUUGGAGAAGCGCUGACGGUGCCGAAGCUUGUGGAGAGGUUUGAAGGGGCGCCGCAUGGGUGGAUGACUAGUCGUGGGGACUUGAGCGAUGUGAAGGGGAAGGCGGAUUAUGAGAGGGGUUAUGCUACUGUCAUGACGUUUUUUCAUGAGCAUCUUUAGGCUGGGGUGGGUCAAAGCAUGAAGGGGCUUGGUUACGGAGGAGGGAAUCAGGAAUCAUGCAUGAAGGUUGAAACGUGGGGCUUUAUCGUCAGCUUGGCCGUUGUAGGAGGAUAUAACAUUACAUCAAAUAGGGAACCGCGAAAUGCAAACACUCAAUUUUUCCCUUAGAUACGAGUGUAAAGGGGCCCUAUUGAUUUCGAGAGCUCAACACUUGAGUAGGCUAAAACGUCGC